AUGGAGGACCAAGACAUUCGCCAGCAGAAGCUGGACAAUCAGCGAACGCUUUUGAUCAAGAAGCAGCAGAAAAGACGAGCCAAUGCUCAGAUGAUGACGGCCAAUCAAGAAGCUCGACCAAAGAGCCGCAAACAGAAAUCUGGGGCUGAAGACACAGCACUGCUGAUCAGCCAAUCUCAGAGCAACACCUCGCUAAACGAUCCGCUGCUGGAGCAGGCUCAUGAUAACAUGCUGGAGGAGAUUAAUCUGGGUGAAAUGAACAUCUCACCUCAGACGGUAGUGAUAUCAGAGGAAACCCCUUCACCUGUUCCACUCAUCAUUAAGACAAUUGACUUGGAUACAAACAAUCAGCUCAGCCCUAAACACCCAGCAGACCCACAGAGCCAAGCAGAGGGGAAAAAGCCCAAGAAAAAAGGAGUUAAAAAGGCUCAGAUGAAAUCACUCAAUCCUGAGGAGAUGGGAGAAGGAGAGGAAAAGAAAGAGAAGAAAACAGUGAAGAAAAAAGAAAAGAAAAAUGACUCUAAAGAGAAAGCGAAGAAAACGGAGGGAGAUCCAACAAUUCAGACUGAGUCUGUGAUGGAGUUCAACAUCACAGAGGAAAAGAAAGCUGAUGUAGGAAGUGAUGAGGAUGACAGAAAGUACUGGUCGACAAGCCCGGUGCCUCCAACUCCAAAGAAAAAGCAAUAUUUCUCUGCCUCAAGGUGCCAUCUGAGUGACAGUGUGGAUGAGAAUGACGCUGAGGAGGAUGACAGGCAGAUUGUACAAAUACAGAAAAAGCCCAAGAAAAGCACAAAGAAUGACUACAACCUCGCUUCACUGAACUCUAACUACAGGCAGUCCUCCUCAGAGAGUGACUGUUCAGACAUGGGAAAGGCUUCGCCAGUCUCUCUGGAGGAUUUGGAACAGUUUGCUCUCCGGCCUGCUCCGAGGGAUGUAACUAUCCAGUGUCGGAUCACCAGAGACAGAAGAGGAAUAGAGAAAGGAAUCUACCCCACAUACUACCUCCACAUGGAGAAGGAGGAUGGGAAGAGGGUAUUUCUCAUGGCUGGCAGAAAAAGGAAGAAAAGCACAACGUCUAAUUAUCUGAUCUCCAUUGAUCCUACUGAUUUAUCCAGAGACACAAGCAGCUACAUAGGCAAACUUAGGUCAAAUGUUUUAGGGACUAAAUUCACCGUGUAUGAUAACGGGGAGAAUCCAGAGAGGAAAGCAUUCAUAAAGGAAUCUGAAUCACUUAGAAAAGAGCUUGCAGCAAUAUGUUAUGAGAAAAAUAUACUGGGCUUUAAAGGCCCCAGAAAAAUGACAGUGAUCAUUCCUGGAAUGCACGAGAAUGAUGAGCGAGUCAGUAUUUGUCCUAAAAGUGAGCUUGAAUCUCUGCUCACUCGUUAUGAAAAUGGAAACACUGAGAAUCUGGUGUGUCUGGUGAAUAAGUCUCCCAGCUGGAAUGAGCAAACUCAGUCUUAUGUGCUCAACUUCCACGGCCGAGUUACGCAAGCGUCUGUGAAGAACUUUCAGAUUGUUCAUCCAGAUAAUGAGGAUUACAUUGUAAUGCAGUUUGGGAGGGUGGCGGAGGAUGUGUUCUCCAUGGACUUCAGCUUCCCCAUGUGUGCACUGCAAGCAUUUGCCAUCACUCUGUCCUCCUUUGAUGGGAAACUGGCUUGUGAAUAAACUUUAAACUAUGUGAAUAAACUUAGACUAUAUUUUAA
Molecule: messenger RNA, 1703 nt
Organism: Pygocentrus nattereri (red-bellied piranha)
Lineage: Eukaryota; Metazoa; Chordata; Actinopteri; Characiformes; Serrasalmidae
Product: tubby protein homolog
Exons: 12
Coding region: 1-1665 (554 amino acids)
Biological process (GO): protein localization to cilium
Cellular component (GO): cilium
Source: RefSeq, a predicted model, not a curated record